This is a messenger RNA of Mytilus trossulus (common blue mussel), 6061 nucleotides long. RefSeq names its product ensconsin-like. The transcript is spliced from 8 exons. The coding region runs from base 171 to 1037 and encodes 288 amino acids. The record is from RefSeq and is a predicted model, not a curated record. NCBI's taxonomy places the organism in Eukaryota, Metazoa, Mollusca, Bivalvia, Mytilida, Mytilidae.
ACUACGUCACGGGCACCUGUUUCCUGUAACGUGCAUUCCAACUACUGAAAAAGUCUUCAGAGCAUGAAUCUUUAUAAUUUGAUUAUGGUGUAUUCUUUGUGAAUUAUUUAAGAGAAAAAUAUAAGUUUUCUGUUUAUCAUCAUUAGUAACUGAGUGAUGGUAUUGUAAUCAUGGGCUGUGGAACAUCCCGAGUUAACCCCGACGGGGAGAAAGAAGCAGCCACACCCAGACCUAACCCAAACAAGAGCAGAAAUGGACUAGUACCGAAUGGAGAAACUAAAACAUAUGAUAAGAAGACAGCCGUGGAUUCUAAUGCUAACAUUCCUAGCCAAAGACCAGUUCCAAAGUCUGUGGCUUUUGAAGUUUUAUUGGAUGAGAAUAAAACAGACAGUUUGAUAAGGAAACAUCCUCCAAUGAGAAUUCAGAAAUUAGAACCUUUGAGCUUACCAGUUCUUACUCCAGAAAUGUUAGCAGAAAAACAGAGACUGGCUGAUGAGAAACGAGAAAGGGAAUUACAAAAAAGAGCAAGUGCAUCUAGGAAGAAGUCACAGAGAAGGAGAGAAAUUCUGAAAGCUCAAGAAAUAGCACAAGACUUACAGCAAAAGGAGGUUCAGAACCAGUUUUUAACUAGAGAAAAAACAGUAGAAAAUUUAAGGUCUGCAAAAUUAGCAGAAAUACAAGAAAAACAAAGAUUGCAAGAAGAAAGAAGAAAAAGAACAAGAGAAAGGGCCAAGAAAAUUAACACAGAAGAUCAGCAGGAGGUAGGAAUGUUGGAGGUUGAAAAAGACGACCAUUAUAAUGCUGAUGAUGCGGAUUCAUGGCUGAAUGGAGAUGAUAAUAAUAAUGACAAUCCAUCUGAGCCGGGUGAUAGAGUCUAUAAUGGCCGAACAAGUCCAUCUAAAAACACGAAUCCUAGAGAGUGUCCUCCUAGUGCUUCAACUGUUGAUAGUUAUGACAAUGCCUAUAAUCGUAAAACAAGUGGUAAAACUCGUGCAGAACAGAUAAAUUCACAAACUGACGAUUUCUUUGACUCUUGAUGACAAGAUUCUAGCUAUAUAUAGUCAUGUGACUUUGUUCAGUAGAUAGUAUCUCAAAGGUUUUGACCUGUAUCUUUGUGUCAUAUUUCAUAGUAUAACUAGUGAUGCAGUACAUGUAGUAACCUUCAAUUGAAGUGGAUUUAGUCAUUGUCACUCGUUCAGACUUGGGUUGGCCAACGAUUCGGUAAAACUCAAAGUUUACACACAUAAAGUCAUGUGCCUUCAAAUUGGGACAAACUUGUCUGGCUUUUUUUUUAUAAUUAGCUUAACACUUGUAUCUAUAUAAAUAUAUAUAGAAUCUUGGAAAAAUUAUUGAAGAUUUUUUUUCAUUAUUUUUUGGCAAAAUCUUUUUAAACUUGAGUAGGAGGUUCCAUGUUGUGUAGGGUAGAAUUGACAUAUUCCACACAUGGUGUAGUGCAUCAUGGGUAAGUUGACUGAUCUAGUAUUGUUAUCAUCAUUUAUAUUUUUCUACAAUUUGUUCAUAACUUUUAUAUUUUGUAGAUUUUUUUAUACAAAUGUUGUAAUUGUAAAUUCAGGAACUAUUGAUGUAAAAAUAAAGAGAUGUUGUAUGGUAGUCAACUUUUGAGCAGAACAAAUAUUAUUACAGUUGUUGAUCAAAUCAAAUGAAUAACAAGAUAAACGCGGAAAAAAAAUAAACAUAAAUUAUGUUAUUGUAGUAUUAAACCAAUUUUUAAGAGUUUUCUUUGAUUGUAAAAGUGAAAAUGUUAGCCAUGCAGUGAAGGAGAAAAACAAAGAAACUGAAGAAGGCAAAUGGCCGAAACAACUUAAAAUUAAUUGCAAAAUAUUCUGAAUUUAUAGUAAUAAAUGAUAAUUACUGAAUUUAUAUGUCUUUGUGAAAGAGUUCAUCAGUGUUCUUUUUACUUAGUUUUGUUAGCAUGAAUUAUAAAUUGAUAUUGUCAAUUAUAUUUAUGAAAAUAUUUAAUGUAAUUGUUUAUGCAGGUCCAUAAUUAGUGGUUUUUACAUUGACAAUUUUCAAUUCCAUUUAUAUCUUUCAUAUAUAAUAUAGCAUGUUUAGAUAAUGAAUGCGACUAGAGGUAUAAUUUGCACUUUUUCAUCAGACAAAAUUUGUAUGCCACCAAUGAAUAGUAUUGUUUUUAGACUUAUUAUGCUUCUAGCUAGAAUUUGUUGGUUUUACUUUUUGAAUUUUAGAUAAUAAAAAAAACAAUUUCAUUUCAAUGGCCUUUGAUCCCUCCAAUUUCACUCCAUUUAUAAAAACUACAUUUGAAUAAUGUGGAAAAGAAGAAUUUCCUGUUUGAUCUGUAAAAUUCCAUUUAAAUUCUAAAAAACUGGUUCACCAGACAUUCAAACUAAAAGCAUACAAGAAUGGCAGUUGAAGGUAUUUUAAAACACAAAAAGUUCCACGCCAGUGAAUUUCACAAAUCUUGCCAUACACUGAAAAUUUAAAUACAGGUAAAAUAUUUAUAUAUCACAAUAUGUCUAGUCCUUAUACAUGUUCAGGUUUAUUUAUGGAAAAUGCAUUGGAUAUUUUGUUUACCUGUAUGAUUUUUUUUAUUGUGGCAUUAUGUUGCUGUCUCAUUGACCUUUAUAUCAAACAUUUUUACAUUCAUUUUUGUCAAUUACAGCUAAUAAUAAAUUCUUUGGCAGAUAUAAAAUAAGCAAUUUAUAAAAAUUCAACAUUUAUUAUGUAUUCAUUAACAAGUAGCACAUAUAAGUUAUGAAAACAGAGACUGUAUUCUGUACUUCAAAUUAAGAUCUGUUUUGUGUAUAUUUUUGUGAAUGUUUCUCAUUAGCAUAAAAAUUAAACCAAGACUUGGAAAUCCUCCUUUAAAAUAAUGUUGUAAGAACUAAUAAUGCAAAUUCCAAUAAACAGGAUGCUUAUCGUAGAUUAGGUGUAGCAAUAAAAGAAGCAUUCCAGGAUUUUUUUAAUUUAGGUGUCAGAUCACUAAUUCAAAAUCCCUAUAGCUUUAUAUAAUGUUUCAAUUUGCACAGCUCUCUAGAUAUUUAACUGUAAGAUUAACUUCACAAGAACCAUCUAUAUCUCGAAUUAUUCAUGAAUUGACUUUCUAUAUGCCAAUUUGUAAUCAAUGGUAAUAAAAUUAACGGUACCAAUUUUCUUGCACCAGAUAAAGUCUUGUAGUGAUAAAUGUUCAGGCAGUCCCCUACAAUUAAAAAUAGCAUGCUGGACUAAUGAAAAUCAGCAUUAAGAUACAGGUAUUGAGCACAACUAGUAAAUUUGGCAUCAAAAUUAUUAACAUAUAUUUUUUUCAAUUAGAACAUGUUACAUGCAUGUUAAAAUAUCAUUUGCUAGUUAAUAAGAAAACAACAAUAUUAAAAGCACAAUUUUUGUCAAAGUUGACUACUUCUAUGUUCUAAAUUGGAGUGGGUGAAUUGUUAAGGCUGACAACCUUUCAAAUGUACUAAUAAUGUUAUUAGCCAUUACACAUAGAGUGAUGAUAGUUAUAUGCUCAGUGAUAUUUAAAUGUGUUCGGAUUUUGAUAUUUUUUACUUUAUCAUUUAGAUCUACCAUUAAUUUAGAUAGAUUAGGUAUCCAUAUCCUCUUAACUUGCAGGAGUUUGAUGUGAAUGAUUAGAACAUUGUAGUAUUUGGUUGAAAUAUAUAAUCAGUAUUGAUGAAUAGCCAAAUUAUGUCAAAUAAGUUAUAGUACCUGUUAAAAAGUGGUAUGUAAUUUUGAUUUCUCUUUAUACCAUGUGACAAUGUCGAACGUGUUGUGUUCUUUACAACCAUUUUUGACCAUUAAAAUUGUGGCUUUUUACAAUAGUGAAAUUAAAUGAAAAACAUUUAUUCUACUAUAAUGAGAUAAAAUGUAAACUCAAGACUACACAAAUUUUUGUUUCUUGAUAUUUCAGUUCCUAUUCAAAUAUAAAAAAAAUAAUUUGAGUUGAAAUUUUUAUACCAAUUAAAUAGUUUUGCCUGUAUUUACCCGUUAUAGAGGUUUAUAAUUAAGUAUUUGUAUGCUAUGAUUAUUGCAGUAAUAUUUGAAAGAAGAUAUGUGUAUAUUAUCACCUUAUUUAUUAUCUGUUCAUUAAGUAUUGUAAACAAUACAUGUAUAUUCAUCAGUAUUAUAAAAAACAUAGAUGUAUCAUUUAGAUUAUUUAGUGUUUGGAUGUAGUGUAUAUAAGAAAGACAACUCUUGGAAAGCAACACAUAAAAGAAUUAUUCAUUUGCAAUAACUGCAAAUUUGUCCAGGUUGUUAUAGUUUAAUUUCUAUAUCUGACCUUGCUUAUUUGUUAGAUUUUCUUUUAAUGCCCAUUAUUGGUUCACUAGACUUUAAAACUUAUCAUGUUUUUAUUAUAGAAGUACAAAACAGCUGAGUUUUUAAUAGAAUCCCAAGUUUAACAAAAUUAUUAAGAUAUUGAACAACACAUUCAGUAUCAGCUUUACUUAAUCAUUAGAAAUGUGCAAGUGAAUCAUUCCACACACAAAAGAUAUCCUAGGUGCAUAAAGAUGUCAGCAUGCCAAGGGAAAUCCCUAUAUCCCUAUUGAAAUAUCAAGAGAUACCUUUGACUGUCUGUCCUUCUUUCCAUCUUUUAGUUCAUCCUUCUGUUCAUCCUAGAAGUAUUUUCACAUUAUAUGAUUCAAACUUGAGCAGAGGCAUUCAUGUCCUCACACACAUUCAUAUUUUAUAAUUCAACUAUUUUGUGUAUAUUUAUUUUGGUCUUUCUUUGCAUAAUUAAAAGUAACAAGUAAAUCACCUCACAUUAAGAUUUUACAACUCCCCACUAUCACAUACAAAUAUUCAGGGUAAUAUGAAAUUUCAAGAUUGUUUACAUAAAUAUAUGCCUUUUGAAAAAUUAUUCAAAAUUUACAGUCUUAGAUUAGGAGAUAAUUUGAAGAUUUCCACUGACAAUUAAGAACCCUAAUUUAUUUAUCACAGUGUUUUAGAAUUUGUUAUUAAUGUAAUACUAAAUUGAUCAUAGAUGAUGGUAGUUGUUUAGUGCUGAUGAAACCAUGGUUAUCUACAUCACAUUUUGCCUUAAAUGAGAAUAAUAGUUAUGAUAUUCUUAGUAAUUUAGUUAUAAUCACAUGUAUCCAUUUUACAUUCACAAUGGGUUGUAUUUUUACAACCUUUAAAAAUUGGAAAAAAACAUAGUUACACCCUUUUAGAUCAACUGUAAUUCAUAAAAGGAAAAGAUGUGAUAGUACAAAUUUACUUGCAGCUUCAAUUUGAAAAUAAGGUUUGUAAAUAUAGCACCAAACUUAAUGGUCAAAGGGUUUUCACAGUCAUCCUUGUAUUAACUGAUUGUCCUGUGAAAUGACUGGCUGGCAAUAAAUAUUGUUACUUUUUGCAAAAGGUAGGAAUCAAAGAUUAUAAUGAUAUUUUGAUCCACCGAACAAAAAAGUUACAGAAGCAAACCUAUUAUUUUCUAUUAUACAUUCAACUAUAGGCACUUUAAAAAUCUAAACUGUUAGUUUUCUGGUUUGAAUUGUUUUACAUUGUCUUAUCAGGGCCUUUUAUAGCUGACUAUGCGGUAUGGGCUUUGCUCAUUGUUGAAGGCUGUAUGGUGACCUAUAGUUGUUAAUAUUUGUGUCAUUUUGGUCUUUUGUGGAUAGUUGUCUCAUUAGAAAUCAUACCACAUCUUUUUUAUAUAAACCAAUUGCUAAUAAUAACUUUCUCUUAUUUUAUAUUCAAAUUUCAAUAUUUCAUGGUAUAUAGGAAUAAAGGAUCUACUUCUAGAAAUUGAAUUUAGGAAAAAAGUAAUUUAUCCAUGAAACUGGUACCAAGUAUUUGUUUUACAUUGUUUUGCACAGUAUUCAGAAGAACCAGUCAAUGUUUGUUAUUGUUUAUCUGAACCAGUAUUUAUUUCUCUGUGAUAUGUAUUGUUUGUUUCUUCAAAUUUUAUACAUGAUUAAUUUAUAGCACACACAUAGAUUUAUAUAAUUUUCUUUUUUGUAUAUUUUUGUACAUUUGAGGAGAAAUAUGUUUGCAGAUUUUUUGCUGAUAUAGUUUAUGAAAUAGAUUAUAGAAUUGUUGAAAGUGUAUGUAUGUUUUCAUUCCAAUAAAAAAAAUGCUGAUGCUUGUA